Messenger RNA from Penicillium brasilianum, 4142 nucleotides. The record is from the annotation of a GenBank genome assembly. NCBI's taxonomy places the organism in Eukaryota, Fungi, Ascomycota, Eurotiomycetes, Eurotiales, Aspergillaceae.
UAGAGGGCCAAGCUGUGGACUGACGCAGUGACUAACAAAUCCAACUGAUGAUUCCCCUCAUUACAACAAAAAGAAACAAAACCCCCCAACACUGCUGCCCGUUUCCUUUCUCCUCAAUUCUCUUUGCUUCGUCUCUUCUCGCUCCAUCAGUGCUAUAGAGCAGCAUAUUUCUAAACUCCACCGCCCUUCAUCAUCCGAACUAUAACCUGACCCACCUUUGACGACACCAUGGCAUCGCUGCCCUAUCGUCGUCCCUCUCGUCAGAGCUCCCGUCAGGCCUCGAGCGACCCCCGCGAGGACCUCCAGGUGCAUUUGGACCAUUUCAUUGGCAUCGACGUCGGAACUGGCAGUGCCCGGGCCUGUAUCAUCGAUGCCAAGGGCGACAUCGUGGGCCUGGCCUCUGAAAAUAUUGGGCUCUGGCAGCCGGAGCAUGGUUACUACGAACAAUCCACCUCCGACAUCUGGCGCUGCAUUUGCAUUUCCGUGCAACGCGCCAUCAGCCAGCAUAACAUCAGUCCCGAGACCGUCCGCGGUAUUGGCUUCGAUGCUACCUGCUCGCUGUCAGUCUUCGACCAUGAAACCGACGAGCCCGUCUCGGUGACCGGGCCAAACUUUGACUCGGACCGCAAUGUGAUUCUGUGGUUAGACCACCGACCCGUCGAGGAGGCGGCUAAGAUCAACGCAACUAACCAUAACCUACUCCGUUACGUCGGUGGGAAGAUGUCCAUUGAGAUGGAAAUCCCCAAAGUACUUUGGUUGAAGAACAACAUGCCAAAGGAGCUCUUCGACAAAUGUAAAUUCUACGACUUGAGCGACGCCCUGACACACAUUGCCACGGGCAAUGAGAAGCGGAGCUUCUGUAGUGUCGUCUGCAAGCAGGGCUACGUUCCCGUCGGCGUAGACGGCAGCGUCAAGGGAUGGCAGGAAGAUUUCUUGAACGAGAUUGGGUUGAGUGAUUUGACCGAGGAUAACUUUAAGCGCAUGGGCGGUGUCAACGGGGUGAACGGUGAUUAUCUGAGUGCUGGAGAACUGGUCGGUACUCUUUGUGAAAAGGCCGCUGCAGAGUUGGGCCUGCCAGCCGGUAUCGCCAUUGGCAGUGGUGUGAUCGACGCAUAUGCCGGCUGGAUUGGCACCGUCGGAGCCAAGGUCAAUCUAGGCGCGGCCCAGCUCAGUGAUGAAGUGGCCAAGAACGACAAGGCACAAGCAUUCUCUCGGCUAGCGGCGGUAGCUGGAACUUCAACGUGCCACUUGGCAAUGUCGCCGGACCCGGUUUUUGUGAACGGUGUCUGGGGUCCAUACAAGGACACUAUCCUACCUGGCUUCUGGAUGGCAGAGGGUGGGCAGUCGGCCACGGGCGAACUACUCAAGCACGUAAUUGAAACACACCCAGCAUUCAACCAGGCCCACUCGAUCGCAGAGUCCUACCACGCCAACAUCUACGAAUACUUAAACGAGCACCUCAAGGAGAUGGCGCAAGACCAACAAGCACCGUGCGUGUCCUAUCUCGGCCGCCACUUUUUCUUCUACGGUGAUCUCUGGGGCAACAGAUCACCCAUUGCAGACCCGAACAUGACGGGCUCCAUCUUCGGGUUAACCAGCGACAAGAGCGUCGACGGACUGGCAACGUACUACUACGGCACACUGGAGUUCAUCGCACUGCAAACGAAGCAGAUUGUGGAAACGAUGAACAAGGCCGGACACAAUAUCACCUCGAUCUUCAUGUCCGGCUCGCAGUGUCAGAAUGACAUCCUGGUACGGCUGAUUGCGUCGGCAUGCGACAUGCCCGUGGUCAUCCCGAGAUACAUCCAUGCAGCAGUGUGUCAUGGUGCUGCCAUGCUCGGCGCCAAAGCUGCGAGCUCGGACUCGGAGGGUCGCACGGAGAAUCUUUGGGAUAUUAUGGACCGUAUGAGCAAGCCUGGUAAGAAGGUGAUGCCUACGGCCGAACCCAAGGAGAAGGCGCUGCUGGAAGCCAAGUAUAAGGUGUUCCUAGAGCAGUGCUUCGGGCAGCAGAAGUACCGACAGAUGGUCGAUGACGCUGUCGGUGACUGGGGAUCUGCCUAAACGAGAGAAGGCUACAUUGCGUUCGGAUUUACGACUAUAACGCUUCACGACGAUCAUCCAGAGAGUUGGAAAAAAGUACGUGAACUAUAUAAUGAUUUUUUUUUUUUCCAAAUAUUACGGUCAUUACCGCACAUUGACCUCCAUUACGACCAAGAAUGGAAAAACCGUAGUGUCAGGUCUAGCAGAUGUAUAUGUUCGUUUCAAAGCAGCAAGUAACAAGAAAAUCAUAAAACGGGCAACCAUUCGAUAUCAGCAGUAAUAGAAACGAUGCGAAAAAUUCCAUAACAUCUCUCCCGUCCAGCAAGGAGUAAAGCCAAAAAGGGAGGACACGAUAAUCACAAGAAAUUCCAAAGCGCAACAAAAUCAAGACGAGUCGGGGUAAAAAAAGCCAUCGAGGGGUCAUGAAUGCAAACUUCAAAUCCGCUAUGCAAAGAAGAUUAUGAUACGCAAGAAAAAGCUCAGCCCCUGCUGUCCUGUGCUGAACUUUUCUGAAGAACACGAGACAUUGCCAUAGCCAUUAGUGCGAGGGGUGAGGAUCGGGCGAUUAUGUGUAAGUUAGAAUGCUGCACCGGAGCGCGAGCGACCGACGGUGUAGAAUUUUUCGGAUUGGCUUACGCCCAGGGCGAGGGUGUCGAAGCGGUCCACGCCCAGAGUGUCCAUGUUGCUGUAGCCCGAGAGGUAGAAACCAAUCACCACGACCAGAUAGGUCAGGACGAGAACGGAUCCUUUAAAGUAGUUGCUCUUGCCUUCGCCGUAGACGUAAGAGAGCAAGAAAACGCAAAGAAUGACGGUGAUCAUAUCCCACUGAGGGAAAAUUAGACUAUGGAGCGAGUUAGGGAUCAGUAUUCGCAGGAGGGGUGGUUCUGAGAGCAACUUACUUGAAAGAGUGGCUGACGAGCUCGGCGGGGUCCAUGGAUCGGGUGUAGAGGGCGCUGAAGAGGACCACGGCUGGCACCUGCAACAGGCAGACCUGAAGCGCAUAAGCGGAACCAAUCUCCAUAGACAGGGCGAUAUUGCCGUUCAUGGCGAAUGAAAUGGCGUUCUAUUAGCAUGUUAGUGGCCUAUCCAUCCAAUAUGCCUGGGAGUGUCGGGAAAGGGUGAGUAGGAAUCUCUCAUACCAGGAACUCAGUUGUAUUCGGCACCAGGGCAAACAGCGUGAUACCGAGGAACUUUUCAUCGAUAUCCACACUUUCCAAUACCACAUCCACUGUGUUGACCAAGAUCUCUGCAAUAAUGGCAUAGAGAACUGUAGCACCCAGCAAAAUGAUGGAACUCUUUGCCUUGCUCCAGUUCGGAGCAUCAUGGCCACCGCCAUUGUGCGCCGGCUCCGCGACAAUACCAAUAUCCUCGUUGUCCUCAGCCGAAGGUUGAGUCUUUGCCUGAUCUGCCGGAGUGCGACCAGCUUGGCGGGUGGAGGAAGAGCCCUGCUGGGUUGAGUAUUUGCGACUACGCGCCGCGUCACGAGCAGCUACUGCAGCAGCCGUGGCCGCCACUUCAGUGACUUGACGCACAAGUCGCUCAUUAUCCUCUCCAGAGAGACCAUGGAUAGCCUUUGACACGUUGCAAUUCUUAUCCCCGCUAGAACGUGGAGGCACCAGGUGAGGGAUGUUAGCCUUUUUGUCCGACGUAGAGCCGCUUUCCACCUGAUCCCAGUUGGCGCCACUGGUAUCUUCCAAGCCAACCUGUCUCAACGAUUGACCAAGGAUACGCUUGUAAAGCUGAGACUCGCGAAUGGAGUCUUUGUGGCUAGUGAUUGCACCCGAUGCCUCCGCAGCACCAGGCGGGAGAAGCAGAUGCCGUGGCUCGAAAGUAAACGAAUCAGAGAUUUGCUGAUGGGCCGCCUUCUUCUCCUUUUCCUCGUUCUCAGUGGCCCAGAUCAAGGCGGCGUGAGUGCGUAGGGUGAACCAGAGACCAAUGAUGUAUGACAGGAAUAGGAAAACGGCACAGAACCAUGCGUAUGGCUGGACUGCCUUUUCAAAGAAUGCAUCAUGAACAGCGGCGCUCUGGGAGAAGUAGCAUCGGCGGCAGUCUCUGCUUUCUGGGUCGUACUCUCGAACGCAUGCAUGACAGUUGAGCUCGUG